AUGAAAGCAAGACUUGAUCCAGAUUUCUCAACAUUCUUAAUGAGAAUUGGAGAUGGAAUAGAGCAAACUAUUGAUCAAGAUGAAGUUCAGAUACCAGAAUCAAUCAACAUUCCUUUUCAAGAUGAUGAAACUUCGAUGAAUGCUCUGAUAUAUACUGUGCUCCCAAAUAUGGACUAUAUUACUUCAAUAUCAUCAUCUAUCAUCAAUCGAGCAAUAUUAAUGACAAGAAAUGAUUUUGUCCAUCAAAUUAACCAUAAAUUGAUAAUGAAAUUUCCAGGAGCAGAAAGAACCUACUUCAGCAAUGAUGAACCCUUGGACUCUUCAGUGCAAUUGCAAGAUCAAGAUCUAUUGCAUUCUCUUACACCUAACGGCCUUCCUUUGCAUGAGCUAAUACUAAAAAAGAACUGUCCAGUGAUGCUUCUCAGGAACAUCAAUCCAAGUGAGGGUCUAUCAAAUGGUACACGCCUAAUUUGUAAGGAAUUUUCAAAUAAUAUAAUUCAAGCACAGAUAGCAUUUGGCUCUUUUGUAGGAAAAAUUGUUUUCAUUCCAAGGAUACCAUUACAAGUUUCUGAUGAUGAAUUGUCUUCAGUGCCGUUCAAGAGAACUCAAUUCCACUAUGCUUGUGUUUCGCAAUGA
Messenger RNA from Coffea eugenioides, 636 nucleotides. RefSeq lists its product as uncharacterized. The record is from RefSeq and is a predicted model, not a curated record. Lineage: Eukaryota; Viridiplantae; Streptophyta; Magnoliopsida; Gentianales; Rubiaceae. The transcript has a single exon. Bases 1 to 636 code for a protein of 211 amino acids.